Messenger RNA from Anastrepha obliqua, 7586 nucleotides. RefSeq names its product protein Atossa (gene atos). The record is from RefSeq and is a predicted model, not a curated record. The transcript is spliced from 10 exons. NCBI's taxonomy places the organism in Eukaryota, Metazoa, Arthropoda, Insecta, Diptera, Tephritidae. The coding region runs from base 551 to 6445 and encodes 1964 amino acids.
GAACAGAGUAGUGGAAAAGCAAUAGCAGUGUUUGCAAAAACACAAAUCGCCAAUUACGAUCGUAUGUGUGCAAGCAACAACAACAAAAUCAUUAGCAGAGCGAAGUGUAUCUGCGUGUUUAAUGGCAGCUGUUAAAUUUGCUUUAAUACGAAAGUGAAAUAAAUUAAAAAUAUAUAUUUUAAAAAUUGUGUGUUAAAACAAAUUUCUUACAACAACAACAGCAAUCACCGUUUUAUUUAUAAUUUUGGAGCAAAUUUCCAUACAACAUGGCGUUUUGCAUUAACAACAUCUAACGGAUAAGCACCAAAGUUUAUCCAUAAAAAUGCCUAAUAAAAAACCAGUCAUCGUUUUUUGAGGUUGAAAGGUCUUUGAAGGUCUUGACAGCAACCGUCGACGGCGGAUCGAAAGCGAAAGCGAGAAAAACGUCUUAGCAGAAGUGCUGAAGUGCAGCAAUAAUAACUUUCUAUUAUUUGCUGCAAUCAGUACGAAAUAAAAUAACCGUUAACUAGCAACACCUCUAACACAUCUUUGUUAAACCAAAUCAGCCAAAAUGAUACCAACCACAGUCAGCAGUUCCCCAUCCACCACUACCGUUAGCGGUAUUACCGUUAAUAACCACAGUACAAGCAACAAUGGUCAGCUGAACUCGUCGACGCCAACGUCUGGCUCUUCAAUAUCGACCUCCACCACUUCGCCACCCUCCGCACAAACGCCCUCGAUCAUGUUGGGACUAGCCUCUUUAAUACUGGAGGGACGCGCCGUCGCCGAUGAUGAAUAUCAACCACAAAUGAUGCGUAACAUAGCCGCUGGCAAUGAUGCUAGCGGUCUAAGUGGUAAUGGGAGUGGUGUUGGAGCAGGCAGUACUGUUGGAGGCUUACACAAUUACAUCGCCAGCACUUCGUAUGGGGUUAGUGGGAGUGGGAGUGGGAAUGGGAAUGGGAGUGGAAGUGGUGCUGUCGGUGGUGGGCGUCAAUCGCCAACCUGUCGACCGUCAACAUCUCGUGCAGCCGCCAGUUUUGGUGGUAAUGUGGGAAGUGGACUUGUAAUCAACAUAACAACGAAUCCGUAUGCCUUUAAUAACAGUAGCGUGAGUGGUGCGCAUGCACGGGACUCUUCGCCCCUCUACAUCGAUCCAUACAGCAACAGCAGCUCGGGCUCUGCAUCCUCAUCGGCCGAGAGUACACACCAACGUUGGACACAGAAAUUGUGCCAAUUACGGCAAGUAUCGCCAGCCUCAAACCUCAGCACAACAUACGAGCAGCCCGUGGCAGUGGAGGCUCGGGAACCAGAAAUAGUUGCGCUUGCUAUCAAUGAAUCUGGUGCUACUGAUCGUGGUGACUUCGAGAUUGUACGACGUACUUUACUCAAUCGGGCAAACUUAAAUGCAAUGAGCAGUACGAUGUCGACGACAGCAGCAGCAGUGAGUAGCAGUACUGGUGCGGGCAGCGCAGGCUCAUCACCUGGGUCAGGCUCUGGCUCAGAAAACUUUUUGUUCUCACUGCAAUCAUUGGCGACGACAUGUCUACGCAGCGGCAGCCCCUCAAUAGAACCUAGUCUGAGUGGUAUGGGUGCAACCGCUACUGGCACAUCCAGUAGCUAUCGUUUUGGGGCGAUUUCGGCGUUAUCCUCUCCACCGCCACUUCAUUCGAUGUACAUGUACCGGGCCAACACACCGACAGCCUCAACGACAGCGCAACGCUUCCUUGAGCAACCUGGUUCUGGUAGCAGUUGUGGCAGUGGUGUACAGUCACCACGACCACAUUGGUCACCGGCAGUAGAUAACAAUAGCAAAUUGCAUACAAGAGAAAGAUAUAUGCGACAUUCGGCAAACACUGGUGGGAGUCGGGGAUUAGGACGCCUGCCAUUACCAGGCACAGCAGUCAAUACAACAAUAGCGGCGACGGCAACAGCUACUGCAACAACAAUAAAUAACACAACGAAAGUGGCGGUUGCAGCGGCGACGGCUGCGGCAACAACAGCGUCCAAGUACCCACAACAGGGACCGCACUGUGAUCAGUUCCUCAAGAAGAUGGGCCUAGCAAAGGGAGAGGCCGCUGAAGCUGAGGACCAUUUCUGUGAUAUGUCUUACGUCAACAUAACUUGCUCCCGUUGGCGAGCGUACUGCCAUAAAAUGGAGGCGAUAAUCGGGCGUGGCGAACCGGUUUGCAUAGAGGUUUACUUGGGACCGGUGAACCAUAAAAUUCUACUCGAGCAAUGGAUUAUAACCCAAAGAGAAAAAGUUCCACCGCCCACCAUGAUGCUGCCGUCACUCUGCAGUGCAAUACGCAGCCAAUUGUAUUUUUCUCAAAUCAGUGCCUGGUGUGAUCUGAUUAAGAAAUCGGAUAAAACCAUUUACGAUACCGGACGUAUUAUCUUUCCCACGCCCACAGGCGCUGCCGGCGAUCUAGCUACACCAGUGGGCAGUGCCGGUGGUGCAGGUAUCAGCAGCAGCAUCAACAUCACACCGGGCACAUCGCCAAAUUCGCAUACGCUUAAUCAGCUCAACAAUGCGCUGCAAGCGAAUCGACGACCACGCCUCAAUAUAUUCUACCGCAUUAAGUCAUUUGACUCCACUGCCUGCUUUAAUUCAAAACCAAACGUACAUAAUUUUCCGAAUGUCAACAUUUCGGAGAAUUGUAGCAUUUCGGUUUGUCUCAAAAGUCUUCCACGCAUCAACGGCGGCAUACCGAAAAUCGGUACAGUAAUGUUAUCCAGUCCUGGAACAACAGCAACAGCGACAGUAACCACAACGACAACGACAACAACAAUGGCGGCAACAACAUCCAAAGAAAUAGCAAAUAAAAUCAAAACAACAAAUGUAGCUACGCCAACAGCAACAGCAACAUCAACAACGCUAGCAUGGCCCGGUACGUCGUCGCCUUUGGCAGCUAGUUCGGGAACAUCACAUUCGCCGGCAACGUCCAAAGGUUGUACCAAUAGCAGCGGUCCAGCCGCAUUUCGCAAUGGCAAUAGCUAUCUCAAGUCGGAGGAUACGCCACGCAGCAGUCGUUCGAGCAGAUGUGUGGUUGGGGCUACAGCCGCACCGCCUAAUGUUGCAGCGGUCUCAAAUUCUGCUUCGAUUUCUGCAACCAGUGGCACUUCCCAAUUACGUGUGUUCAUAAACAGUCCCACUGUUAGCAAUACGUUGCUCACAGCCGCUAGCUCCACCACUUCGACCUCCGCGACGUCUUCAACUUGCAGCUCUGCCACUUCAAAUGCCUCUAGGGCAUCUGUAUCGAAUAGCAGUAGUGGCGUUGGAGGCAUUGUCAGUGGCAGCUCUAACAGGAACAGUACUGGCGACUGCGGCAGCAGUAAGCAUGGCAAUCGCACCAGCUGCACGCCAAGGUACAAAUGUAUAUUUUUUAUAGACGAAGAAGAGCUGCAGGCUGCCGAUGAGGCGGACGGUGAAGUUUUUGGUGAAGAAUACGAUAAUCAAAGUGAUGCGGCAAAUAGCACGGGAGAUAGCAUAACCAGCACAAGUGCUUUCAGUUCGGUCGCUAAUAUGUCACACCGUGAAAAGCAACUGAUGAAGUACCGCAAGCGCAUGUUAAAACGCGAUAAAAAGCAUCAACACCACCAGCGCAAGCCAUUUUCAGCGGCAUCGGAGCCGCCGUGUGAACAGCACGCGACAGUUGUUCCAGAGCGUAGACAGCAAGAAUGUAAGGCGGUAAAUGGCUGUCAACCAAUGGAGGAAGGCGAUGAGGAUGUUCCAGUGUGUUGCACCGCCACGUUGGCGACGUUGCAUGCACCCACCAGCACACACAUUGAAAUGAUCUCAACGGGCACGCAGACACCACUAAGCUGCUGCCGGCAAUGCGGAUGCGAAAAGACGCUAGUCUGUCUACGUUGCACAGCUGCCGGCAACCGCCGAGAGCAGGCCAUAGAUGAUCCCACCGAACAGGAUGUCGACGAUAUGGACGACUCGACGGCAUCGAGCAUCAGCAGCAGCGAGAUUAUACACACGCCACGCAAUAAGGCUGAAUUGUUGCUGCAAGCCAUACAACGCACGCCCAAAGUAGCAGCAGCUAAACACAAGAAAGAACAGCCACGUCAGCCGUGUGGAGCCAAAUCACAAAACGAUAAUCACUUGAACGGUGUGCCAUUGGCGAAUUGUAAUGCAGAUCUCGCGACAGCUGUUGGUUUGUCUGAUCAUAGCAGCGCUGGGGACUUAAAUGGGAGUACUGGUUCGGGUUGUCAAGUUUGCAAACGUCAAAAGACGCAACAUAAUUUUGGCAACAGCAAUACCAAUAGCGCAGAAGUACCUGCCGUAACUGGUGUACACUUGGCUGAUGAAGGCGACGGCGAAGACGACAUUGACGAUGGUACAGAUGAUGAUGGUGGGAAGAGGUAUGGGGAUAUUGCAUUCGCAGCGGAAGACGCCGAAAAAUCAGAUGCAAAUCAAUUGUUUGUUGUUGCCGAAGAAGAACUACCAGCAACGCCACUGUCCGUGCUACCUUUACGCACGGACGUAAUGGAAGAGGAAUCAUUUUCUUCAUCCACUAAAUUGACACCGCAAAUCGAUCGCUGCACACUUUCCAACUCGAGCGAACGCGCCGGCGGUGAUCAGAGAGUUAGUGGCUGCAGACGCACCGAAAAUCGUACACCGCCUAACAUCACCACCCUCAUGGAGGGUGAGUACUUCGAUGAAUCACAAUUCAAAACACCCACCAGUGUAGCCAGCGGUAUUAAGUAUGAAAGUCUACAGCAGCAGGGCGCACAAAAGGCAUUCCAGCACAAGCAAACACCGAAGCCCAAUUUGUUGCAAUUGCACUGCAGUUAUCUUGGGCACGCCGAUGACAACAUCAUGCAGACAGCUCUUGCUGCUGGCGAUGGUUUUGGCGUAUGUUAUAACAACAACGAGUUGCCCAUAAAGCUGCCUUGCUCAACGACCACCAUCCAGGCACAAAACCAUCCUCAACAUGGCGGUCAUAACGCGUUGCUGUUGCGCAAGGGUCUACCCAAAGUGAACCUCACACCCAUCUUUUGCAAUCCAGUGCCCGCUUCUACAAGCACCACCCUAUCGAGCAGUCACUCUUCGCCGAUACCCAUUCAUGGUGCUUCUCAUGAUAACACAUUUUCCUUUGAAUCGACAUCGGUCAAUUGCAGCGGCAAUCAACUACAGCUGCACAAUCAACUUAUUCAUUCCAGCAGCGGCAAUGUUUACGGUUCUCCACUCACCACCGAAAUCAAUAAUAUACCUGUGCAAAAGUCAUUUUCGGCACCAACGCUGCCCAAUUCGCCAUCCCUAUCGCCACGUUUUGCCAAGCAGGCGGCAAUCUAUAAGCGUCGCUCACGCCAUUUAUCCGAUCGAUCCGAUCGUUCGUCACUCGGUUCAGAUGAACAAUUAUCCGAUGAGGAUUUAGAAAGUGGUAGUAUGUAUAGUCCAGUCACAUCACCGUUGAAGCAAUGUGCGCGCGUGGCAGCAGCUUUUGGGCGGAAGCCGUUGCUAGGUAAUCUCGAAGAGUCGCUGUUGCAGAAGCGUUUGAUGCCCAAGGUGGAAGUAAUGGGUUUCAAAGUACUACUAGGCGCAUCUGGCGGAUUUUGUCCCACUCAGCUAACUAUACCGGCAGGCGCAUACUUUUACGAAUUGCGGGGCGAGUCGCUGAGUACGCCAUAUGUGUGUGAAAUACGUCUACCACGCAAGGGCUAUUCGGUGCCACGUGUCGGCACUGUGCAAGCAACUCUGCUAAAUCCUGUGGGCACUGUGGUGCGUAUGUUCGUCAUACCGUACGAUAUGCGCGACAUGCCGCCAUUACAUCAAACCUUUAUAAGGCAACGUAUACUGGCCGAGGCCAGUACCAAUGAAGCGGCCACGCAGAAUGUGCGGCAGACCAAUUAUAAUGUGAAGCAGCAAAUCGAUAGUAACGGCAUGGCCUACACUAAUGGCUUUGGCAGCGGUGGUGAUGGAGUUGGAACUCUAAACGUAGACAAUAGCAACAGUGAUUGUUAUCAAAACAACAAUAACAACAAAUCUAAUAAUGAUAAUACCACUAACAAUACCAAAAACAAAUAUCGUCUAUCACCUAGUGGUGGCCUGCAUGGCGAAAGUAAUCUCGGACACUUCAUAUCCGCUGAGCAUAUGAAACGCCUCCGUUAUUCCAUACAUUUGAGAUUCCAAACGUCACGCUCGGGUCGUCUAUCGCUGCACACCGAUAUACGCUUGUUGAUCUCACGCCGCACCGAUUGUGAUACGGCAGCGGCACAUGCCAAGGGCGUUCUAGAGGCGCCCAAUGAUCUCGUCACCGACACCGUUAUGCCGACAAAUCCCAAAUAUAGCGCACGUCAAGACCAAAGUAACGGCGGCAGUUCUGCGGGUAGUAGUAGUAGUACAAAUGUCAUUGCCGCUGCAGCUGCCGCAAAAUAUAGUACAAGUACAACAACAACAACAGGAACGGCAACAACAACAACUAACAACAGUAACGGUAGCGGGAGCAGUAAAAUUUAGUAGUUGGUGCGGGCAGUGCGCACACAAACACAUCAUUAUUUUUUGCUAUUUUGGAAGCAGUUGCGUUUACGUUUGCAACACUGGCACUGCAGUUAUAAUUAAGCAACGAAGAGGUAUCGUAGAGGAGCAGCAGCAGAGGGUGGAGAGCGAGCAGAGACUAAUCAAACAAAACAAAAACAAAAAACACAAAAGCAAGCAAAAACAAUCGGCAACAGCAAACUGUUGGGUUGGAGUGUAGUCAAUUUAUGUAGUGUCAACAUGCUUUUCACCUGCAAUUGGUGUGCAAUAAUAACAACAACAAAUUUGUUUCUUUCUAUUUUUCAAUUUAAGGUAGUACUACACUACUGCGCCAACUAUUUCGAUUUCCAUAAUUUACUUUAUAUAUAUGUACAUAUAUACCCACCUCAUUUCAUUCACACACGCCUUUCCAACCAGCGAAACACUCCAAUACAAAAUGCUAAGUGUGCAGAACAUUUUGGCAUUUUGCUUAUUGGCGCCUUCAUUUCCACACACAAAUCAACACUCACUCGUACAUGCGUACAUACAUACAUGCUCAUCAACUAAAUACCUUAUGUACAAUUCGAUACAAAAAUAUUGUGUAAAUUUAUUUAUUUUAUAAAUAUUACUUAAAUAUAAUUUUUUUUAUUAAAGUAUCAUAAACAUACAUUAUACGAUAUAUUAUAUAUUUUUUAACAAUUGAAAAACAAUACAAAUUGAAAUGAAAUUUGCAAAAUUAUUGAAAAACAAAAACAAUUAAAUAUGAAAUUCUUGAAAUGAAAAUUGCUUUGGAGUGUGCGGCAUAUAGUGAAGUUUCAGUUGCAGGUGUCUUUUGAGACUUUUUCUGUCAUACGAUUUUUUUUUGUGCAGCAUGGCACGUAAAGCAUCGCAUAUUUGUAUAUGUAAGUAGGCAAAUCAAGCUGAAACUAAUAUUCAGUGGAGGUGAUGUUGAUCGGUAUAAAAGCUCAAAGUAAAAUAUCUGAAUCUGAUUGUGCAUAUAAGUACAGUGCUGAUUGACAAUUAAAUCGGUGGAUGCAAGGCUUAAGAAAAAAUGGAAUAUGUGCUACGCCUUCGCUAAUUCGCUAAUGCAAAUUUUAAUUACAUUCUAUAAUUAAUUUCGAAAAAGGCGCAUCAACUAUUAUAU